AUGAAAUUUAAAGUUGAUUGUUUCCUCAGUUUCCGUCAUCAUUGGAAUCUCGCUAGAAGAAGUUUGGCUUUGAUCGCUUUACCAGAAGAUCAAAAUGAAGAAUUCUUGCAAACAAUUGAAGAUCAGCCAUGUUCAGAUUCCAUCCCAGUUUUACUAAAGAAUGACAAUCAGACGAUUCCCAAAUGUGUUUAUUUGCGUAAAAGAUUGAAACACAAAGACGAUUUAUCAUUGAAAUUAGCAAGAACUUUGGAAGCAAAGAAUGGAAGGAGCGAUUUAAAUUACAGGAAAUUUUACGAUUCAUUCUGCGAUUCAUUUCUUCAAAUUGCAAUUUAUUAUGAAAUUGAUGGAAUAGUUGAACGCUUGGUAAAUCAUCCAACAGUUGACAUUAUGACGUCGAAUCUUAUGUCGAACCACACAACGUUGCAUUACGCACUUUAUGUUGGAAAUAUGAAAAUUUUAAAUCUUUUAUUGUCAAAAUUUAACUUUGGAAAUUAUUGGGAAGAUCCAGAAAAUUUUUAUUAUGCUAUGACAUCAAAGAAGGAAAGAUCAAGUGGAAAGACAUUACAAGAUAUCUCAGAAAGUUCUUUUCAUUUCGGUUAUUAUUAUUAUGAUAAAAACAUGCCGCAUGAUGAGCUUAAAUCAACUGAAAGUUUAAUUCAUAACAUAGCAAGAAGUCGAAAUGUGUUCAUUUUGGACAAUCCUUUGCAAUUUAAGUUGAAAGAUGAAGAUUAUCUUAAGCAAAACAGCAAUGGUGAUACAGUUUUGCAUUUAAUUUUAUUAAACCAAAACUUAAAACUUCAAGCUAAGAAGAAAUAUUUGAGAAAAUUAUCAGAAGACUUCCCUGAGCGUUUACUUGUUAAAAAUAAUUUCCAACAUCUGCCUUUACAUGUUGCAGCAAUUACUGAUACUUACGGACAACGUUUGUUUCGCCAUCUUCUUGAUUUGACGAUUGAGGCGAGUGGAAAUCCUGAAAUUUUCUAUGAAGAUAUGGAAGUUGCUGUGAAAUGUUUAGAGAUGGCAAUUAUGAAUAAUCAAGGAUUGUCUGAGGAGUAUUUGAGGAACUUCUUAAAGGUCGUUGAGUCACAUGGCCAUCGAUUGCUAAUCGAAAUGAUUAAACAUAGUCAACAACUUAAAGGAAUUCGAUCAAUUCUUUUGUUGGGGGUUUCAAUAAAUCCGAACCAGUUUUAUGGCGGACAAAACGCAUUCUUAGCAGCUGUUCGAUAUGACGUCUCUCAUUUUUAUCAAUCACACAAUGAAAGUUACAGCAAAUUGAAAUUAUUAUUGAACCAUCAUCCGAUUGAAGAUCCCAACGCUUGUGACGAGACUAAAACUUCUUUAUUUAUGUACAUUGUUGGCUUCACUCGUGACAAUGAACUUGUGAAGUCUUUAAUUAAUUUGGGAGCUGAUUGUAAAGCCAGAAAUUCUGAAAAUCUUUCAUGUCUUCACUUCGCUGCAAGAAACAAGAAAAAUGAAGAAAUUUUGAAUAUUCUUCUUCAAAAUGGAGCUGAUCCAUCAAUAUUGUCUGACAAGAAUGAAUUAGCCAUUGAUUUUGCUAUCAAAGCUGAUAUUCUUCACGCUGUCAAAAGUUUGAUUUCAUUUUUAACAGUCGAUGAUUUGAAAAGAAAAAGUUUGAUUCAAUCUUGCACUCAUUCAGAUUUGCCUGAAGUUUAUAAUUUAAUUUGGAAUUUGUACGAUUUUCAUCAUAUCGAUGUUGAUAUUAAUGCGAUUAAUGAAAAUGGCGACAGCUUCGUGAUGUCUUUAAUGGACAAAUUUAACUUCAAACAGCUUGAAACUGUUUUAAAGGAAAGAUUUGAUGAUAUCAACUUCGAUUUAAUUAAUUCUAAUGGAGAAACAUUCACUCAUCACUUAGUUCUUCAUUCUUCUCAAAUCCACGAGAUUUCUCAGCUUUUUAAGGACUUUCCACUUCUAAUUGAUAUUGUUAACAAGCAAAUCAACAUUGCUGACAAAGAAAAUCAUUUACCAAUGGACAGAUAUUUUUUCUGUUUUCAAACUGAGUGUGUUGAUGAGCUUUGUCGAAAUGAAUUCCUUAAAUAUUUAACAAAAGAAAAUUUUCAACAAAACAUGCACAAAUUUAUUGACGGCGUUCUGUCACUUCAAAAAAUGAUUGAAUUAUAUCCACACAUCUUUAAUGAAUUAAAUUCUAACCAAAGUUUCGUUAUUCUUGACAAAUUAAGCUGCAACACUAAAGCAUUUGAGAUUGCAAUUGAGAAGUUUUCAGAUAAACUUCCCGACAUUAAAGCACUUGGUGGAAAUAUUCUUCAUUUGAUUUGCGAGAAAAAUAAUUCUGAAUUCAUUGAUUUGAUUUGUAAAUCACUUUCUGAGAUUUCCAUAAAAAAGUUGAGUAAUGAAAGAAAUGUGAAUGGUAAGAAGCCAAUUGAACUUUUAAAUGAAGAAAAUUUAACAAUUUUUGAAAAGAUUUUUAAUUAA
Molecule: messenger RNA, 2448 nt
Organism: Clunio marinus
Lineage: Eukaryota; Metazoa; Arthropoda; Insecta; Diptera; Chironomidae
Source: the annotation of a GenBank genome assembly